Messenger RNA from Fopius arisanus, 3028 nucleotides. RefSeq names its product ly6/PLAUR domain-containing protein 6B. Bases 1679 to 2248 code for a protein of 189 amino acids. Gene Ontology annotation, molecular function: acetylcholine receptor regulator activity. The record is from RefSeq and is a predicted model, not a curated record. The transcript is spliced from 10 exons. Lineage: Eukaryota; Metazoa; Arthropoda; Insecta; Hymenoptera; Braconidae.
UUUCGUGUUGUCGCGAGCUCCCCGUUUGUCACAUUAUUAAACAAAAAACCAGAGCAUAAAUUGACAAUCCAUACGCACAAAUCGCGACGAAAGGUACUCGAUUGAAGACCAAUUAUUAUUUUUCUUGUCAGACAGUAACGGGCGGUAUUUUGUGGACAAUAUAAAUGUCAGGGGCUCGAAUCAGAGGUGAGAUUUUCUCCCUCAGAUGUGGCACAGCAAAAAGGACAUGAGGUUAGUUAACACGCGUCACCAUUACCAUAAAUUCCAGUCCCCAGUCCAUCGACUAUUUAUUUAUUCCGAGGAUUUUCGAAAAUAAAGGCACGACAAUUUAUUACCCACGACACUCGAGGUUUCACCAGUCGCAUGUGAAUCGAUUGACACGCGCCAAGUGCAUUCUCGAUCGAUUCAAGUCAAUUCUCAUUUCGGGUUAUUUCAACAUCUCUUACGAUUUUUAAUGUAUAUUCGGGUUAAAAAUACCGUCAUUCAAGUUCAUGUAAGCUCUCGAUAAAAUUGUUGAAUCAGUUAUUAGCACGAUAUCCUCAGACAAAUGCUUGACAAAUUUUUUUCAUUACUUUCAAUUUUUUGCUGGAACAAAAAACGCUCCAGUUGGGGCUCCCCACUAAUAAUUUAUUUCAAUAUAAAGUCUUCAAGAAAAUCGAUAAUAGGGUCUUUGUAAAUUCACACAAAUCCCAGUGAGAGUGACGUCAUUGUCUCGUGUUUACAUCGUGUUUUGGUCAUUCGCCAGUCAGUCCUGUGUGUUCGAAGCAGCAAAUACGCCAGUUUAACAGAAUUAAACUUAAAGUAAGCAGUGAAUAAAGUGAUAAAUAAUAAAGUGAAAGUGUUUGUGCUAGUGAAAAAUGAGUGUAGAAUUUUUUGACGAGUGGAAAAACGAUAGAUCAGAGAAAAAUAAAGGGGAAAGGUUAAGAGUGCACCAGUGGAAUCGACCUGGAGACGAUUAAUUAGUUUUUAUUGGGCCUCACAGUGUGCGGCAAUCAGUGGGCCUUGUUGUUGUGGGGGGAAUAAAUAAAUAAAUUUCAACGGUGGACCGAAAAUCCGGAGAACGAUGGAGAGAUAUAUCCUGGUGUGGGGGCUAACGAAGUCGAAUUCUAAUUAAUUCAUGGGAGUCUUUUAUUUCCCAAGAUCACAGCGUCAAUAUGCAAACGAGGGAAUUUGAGAAUGGAUAUCCCCCCCUGAUUUCUUUCUUCUGCCAACACGCUCUCGAGAUGAGCCUCUCGAGGUUGUUGUCCCUCGACUGCUACAGGUGACGAGGCCACCUUCCCUGGAAGCCCCUGAUGACACCACCUGACACCCACACUGGCCAACAAAACUCCCACCCCACAUAUUCACAAUCUCAUCUACUCCGCGGGAGGUCACACACUCCCCAACACCAUGAGAACCACAUUCAUUCUCUCCAACUCAAAGAGCCAAACGAGACAGCCCUAAAAUCCUGAACCUCUUAAGGAGAAUAAUGGGAGCAGUUGAAGUUGGGACCCAGGUACAUUUACCGGAAGACGUAAGACUGAACCGGGGAAAACCUGAGGGGGGGGAGUGAAUUUUAUUUGGACGGAGAGUUCAAGGACUCUGGAACACGAGCACUGGACCAUGAGAAGGUAGUGAGCGCUUCGAGGACAAAUGUACACGUCGGUACAGCGUUUGGGAUAUUCCAAAGAUGUGAGGAAUGAUCACGUGGGUUAUGGUAGGGCUGCUCCUAGCUGCGGAAACCACAUGCGGCAAGAAUCUCGUAUCGGAAAACGAGGUUGGCAGGGACGAGUUGAAAACCAAGCAGAAUGGAGUGAAAAGGCCAGACGAGGAGGACACAUAUCGUCUAACGUGCUACACUUGCGUCAACGUCAGCGAUAACCAGAUGUGUAAUAAAUGGGCUAUAGACACCCCUUGUCCCACCGGUGGCCGAGACUUCUGUCGAUCGCUGCAUAUUCUUGACAGUCGUGGCAACAGUGUUCUAGUCAGUAAAAGUUGUGCCAGCAGUGCCGAGUGUGGGCCAGCAUCGGUCGGUUGUGUGCCCGUCGACACUCAGAGAAUCUGCAUAAGCUGCUGUGACAUGAGUUACUGCAAUGUCGACUCACCCACAAAUUCCACGAAUGCCAUAUACACACGUAAAAGACGCGGUAAAUCCAAAGGCAAACGGAAGAAACCAGGUAGAAACGAUUCUGGGGCAGAUAUUCGUCGCACCUCCAAUCUCAGUCUGACGACACUCGUGGCCUCACUCCUGUAUGCAUAUCAUUGUUGAGGAAAGACGAAAAAAAAUUAAUCUCCAAUCGAAAAACCAAUUAAUAACUAGCACAAAACAAAUCUCGAGGUGAGAAAGAGAAAGGGAGAGAAAAACUGAGGAAUUGUCUAGUCUCUUCUUAAUUAUCACUGUAACCUCUGCCUUCUUAAAAUCCCAAUUAAUUUCUCAUUCCUUCCGCGAAGAUUUAAUCAUUUCAUCGAUUGAUUCCAAUCAAUAACCUCCAAUCGUUCAAUAAACUGAACAAUCAUUUUCCAAUUGUUUUCUGUAAAAAAAAAAAAUUAAUCGAAUCAACGGACUUGUUGAUGAAUUAUUUACGCAAUUAAUGAAUCAACGAUCUGCUGUGUUUACAAAUGAGAUCAAUUAUUAAACAACUAAUAAACAAGUAAAGUAAUUAAGGAAGAAUACAUAAAGUAGGUGAAUUAAAAAAUUAACGGAUAAAGUGCGAAAUCGAUAUUUUGGGAUUUCGGUGGGGGUGAUAACGGUCCUAGGAAUUCAAUUAGACUUAUGCCAAAUGAAUCUAUCGUAAUUGAACAUUAAUAAACUAAUGGAUUAAUCGAGAAAUAUGGGAAUGCGGGGGCUUGAAUUGGGGGAUGGGGGAGGGAGUGGGCUAAUUCAACACAACGCGUACCUAAUGCUGUUUAACUUUUGAAAAUCUAUCGACUCGCCUACUUAAGACUCACUGCUACUACUACUUAAUUAUACAUAAUGAAGAUAUAUAUAUAUACAUAUUAUAGAUAAUAUACAUUGUUUCGGCAUAAUGUAAUACUGUUGGUAAUGGAA